Messenger RNA from Andrographis paniculata, 667 nucleotides. Its product is annotated as transcription factor bHLH106-like. Gene Ontology annotation, molecular function: DNA-binding transcription factor activity; protein dimerization activity. Bases 16 to 648 code for a protein of 210 amino acids. Gene Ontology annotation, biological process: regulation of DNA-templated transcription. NCBI's taxonomy places the organism in Eukaryota, Viridiplantae, Streptophyta, Magnoliopsida, Lamiales, Acanthaceae. The record is from RefSeq and is a predicted model, not a curated record. The transcript has 2 exons.
UCGAAACUUUGUUAUAUGCAAUCGGAAUCUUACUCCGGCGACCGGAUGUCAGCCGGCGGCGACGAAAUUCCGGCGAUGAAGCAGAGAUCGUCGUCGGAGAAUCAUAGAGAGGCUGAGAGGAAACGAAGGCACAGAAUCAACGCCCAUCUUCACACUCUCAGAACUCUUCUCACCUCCACCAAUUCUAAAACAGACAAAGCUUCACUGCUCGCAAAGGUUGUCGAAAGCAUGAAAGAAUUAACACAACAAACAUCGGAGAUCGCAAAAUCAGGAUUCACAUUUCCAUCCGAGGCGGAUGAAUUGACCGUGCGCCAAAGUCAAACCCAGGUCAUUGAUGGUAAAUUGUUCAUUGAGGCAACCCUUUGUUGUGAGGAUAGAGUUGACCUCAUACCCGAUUUGAUCGAGACCCUCCGGACAUUGCCUCUAACCUUAGUGAGCGCAAAACUUGCGACAUUAGGAGGUAGAAUCAAGAAUGUAAUAGUACUCGUUGGAGAAAAUAAGGAUAAAGAUCGAAUAGAUCAUUUAGUUUCGACAUUGAGAGAUGUCUUAAGGACUAAUGUCCUAAAAUCGGGCUUUGGCGAUGGAGGAAGGAGCAAAAGACGUAGAAUGUUCGAUCCGACGGCGGAGAUUUAUGGAUUGAAUAAAUAGUGACCGUUGGAUGUUUUAA